This is a messenger RNA of Scedosporium apiospermum, 273 nucleotides long. RefSeq lists its product as uncharacterized. Gene Ontology annotation, cellular component: proteasome complex; proteasome regulatory particle, lid subcomplex. Lineage: Eukaryota; Fungi; Ascomycota; Sordariomycetes; Microascales; Microascaceae. The transcript is spliced from 2 exons. Gene Ontology annotation, biological process: mRNA export from nucleus; proteasome assembly; double-strand break repair via homologous recombination. The record is from RefSeq and is a predicted model, not a curated record. The coding region runs from base 1 to 273 and encodes 90 amino acids.
AUGGCCUCCGCGGACACGAAACCCACCACCGCCAAACCCACCGAGGAAACCAAGGCUGAAGAGCCCCAGAAACCCGCGGCCAUCGUCGGCGAAGAUGAUGAAUUCGAGGACUUUCCCGUAGAUGACUGGGCCACCGAAGACGCCGAAGCCGCAGAGGGCGCCGAGACAAAGCAUCUCUGGGAGGAAAGCUGGGACGACGACGAUACCAGCGACGACUUUUCGGCCCAGCUCAAGGAGGAGAUUCGAAAGGUCGAGGCAUCGAAGAAGCGAUAG